Molecule: messenger RNA, 1236 nt
Organism: Papilio machaon (common yellow swallowtail)
Lineage: Eukaryota; Metazoa; Arthropoda; Insecta; Lepidoptera; Papilionidae
Product: zinc finger C4H2 domain-containing protein
Exons: 5
Coding region: 117-842 (241 amino acids)
Biological process (GO): positive regulation of neuron differentiation
Cellular component (GO): nucleus
Source: RefSeq, a predicted model, not a curated record
ACUAGUUAAUCUCAUGUGCGGCUUAUUGCAUUGUCGCUUUGUGCGUUUUCAUUUAGUAUUUAUUUUCGAAAAACUGAUAAUCCGGACAGCUUAUUUACAUUAAACAUAACAAAGAAAUGACAGCAGAGAACGAACGAGAAAUAUAUCAUAAAUUAGAAGCGAUGAAAGAAAUCAGAAAUAAGACGAUAACUUUGGAACGCUUGAAGCGAAGUAUUCUCAAUGAAGUGCGCAGUGGUGAUCAGGAGGGUCGGUGCUUGGCACAAUACAAGAGAGAAAUGGAGCUACUACAGCAGGAGAAAAUGAGCCAUGUGGAAGAGCUUCGACAGAUACAUGCAGAUAUAAAUGCGAUGGAGACAGUGAUAAAGCAGACAGAGGAGAGCAUGGGUCGAAAGCUGACGAAUGCAUCACGAUUGCACGAAGACUACCGGCCGCUGAAGGCCGAGGUGGAUAUGCUGCGUCGGCAGUGCCUCGGCCUCGACCGCCUGCCCGACCUGCACGAGGAGGAGGGCUCUCCCAUCACGCCGGACCGUUUUCCAGCGUCAGUGCGGGGCUCUGGCGUAGCUGGGGGCGCAGGGGGUAUGGGGGGUGCUGGUUUACCGACGGGUGUGGGGGGCGCUGGGGGUGCGGCGUUCCUGCCCCCCGCUCCUCGCAAGCCUCCCCCACCGCCCGCGUUCAGGUCUGCCCUACAACAAGAUUUCAUUACCGUCUCGCUGAGACAACAGCCACCACCGAUGAAGUCAUGUUUGUCCUGUCACCAGCAGAUACACAGGAAUGCACCAAUAUGUCCUCUCUGCAAGGCCAAGAGCCGCUCCAGGAAUCCCAAGAAACCCAAAAAGAAAUAGUCACCAUAAAGUUCUAUGACACAGUUAUGUACACAUUCAAUCAAUAUCUCCAUGUAAACUUCAAAGGUAAGUAAAUUUUGAGGUUAUAAACAGAUUGUGACCAUACAAUUCAAAAUGUAUGGAUAAUACAUAUUCUCAUAUUUAUGGUAUUUAUUUGUAAAUUUUUAUAACAAUGUCAUAUUUGUUUGAUAACUUCACUAUAAAUUCAGACAAAAUUAUUUGAUCCAAUGAAAGAAGUGAUGCUUUUGCAAAAAAAAAAAUGUAAAACUUACAUAGGCAUGAGAAAGAUCUUGUAACACUGUCACUGACAAGGAGGCGCUGAUAAUCUGUAAUAUAGUCAGCUCACUGGUUAAGAUAAUGUUUUCGGUCUAGAUUACAUUUAAGAACUUUGUGU